Messenger RNA from Aureococcus anophagefferens, 1260 nucleotides. RefSeq lists its product as hypothetical. The transcript has 2 exons. Lineage: Eukaryota; Pelagophyceae; Pelagomonadales; Pelagomonadaceae. The record is from RefSeq and is a predicted model, not a curated record. The annotation marks the transcript as partial.
AUGCCCUCCUUGCGGUCGGGCCAGCGGGCGCCGCCGGGCGACGCGCACUCCGAGGAGACGGGCGUCCUCGCCGUGACGUUCCGCGAGAUGGCCGGCGCCUACGAGGCGACGCAGCACGCGCCGCUCAUGCCGCACCUCGCGGCGGCGCGUGCCGCGUUGGCGGACCUGCCCGUCGCGCCCGUGGCUCCCGAGCCGCCGCGCCGCUCCCGCCGGAUCGCCGAGGAGGCGCUCGAGGCGGCGCUGAAAAAAGCGGAACGGGCCGCGGUCGAGGCCGUGGUCGCGGACGCGAGGCUGGCUUUGUCGAGCGGACAGGCCGCGCGCGAGCGCGAGCUCGCCGAGACCGAGGCGCGUUCCCGGCCGCCCUGGCCGACGCGGAGGCCGCCCGUCGAGGCUGACCAGUGGACCGCCAUCGACGACGUGCCUGCCGAGGCCCUCGCCGCGUCCGGGUUCGCGCUCUGCCGGGUGCCCCACAAGAGCCUCGUCGAGCCCUGGGCCGCGGCGGUCGCCGACGUCCACGCGAGGUUCCUGGCGGAGCAGGAUCAAGGACAGGAGCGGCGCGACCGCGCGCUCCUGUGGAUCCUCGCUCUGCCGCAGCUAUUAUGGCGAAAGCCGUGGUACUCCAAGCGCGGGCCCGUCAAGGCCGGCGUGGAGUAUGAGAUCAACGGCGUCUCCGACGGCCCGAUGCUCCGCGCGCUGAGCUCCCUCGGCGGCUGCGUCGGCCUCGUCUUCGGCCAGUUUUCCGAGGCCUCCAAGGACGUCUCGUCCCUGCUCGCGGACGUCGCGACCGCGCUCUCCGAGUCGCGUUGGAUCCACAUGGGCUGCGCGUGCCCCGACCAGGCGAAAGCCCUGCUCAGCAACGAGCUCCACCGCGAGUGGGGCACCACCGCCGCGACACCUCUCCACUGCGGGUUCUCCUUUGCGAACAACGACGAGCUCAAGGCCGCAGUCGGCGCUUGGGACGAGGACUCCGACAACGCCAAGGCCCAGUACGGCCCCAUCAGCAGGUGGGACACGUCCAAGGUGACGGCCAUGUCGUUCCUGUUCUGCGUGCGGCAGGACUGGAUGGAUAAUGAGUAUUACGCCGACAACUAUGAAGAUUGCGUGCUCACGGACGACACAUUCAACGAGGCCAGCCAAAAAGAUUCCCUCACCUUCCCGGGCGCGUUGGUGAGCCUCGGCCUCGACGAACCGUCGCGCGAGGGCCGCGGCGUCGCGCUGCUGGGCGUCCGCGCGCGCGUCGAGGCGGUCGACGCGGAGCGC